Paracoccidioides brasiliensis Pb18 is the source of this 1104-nucleotide messenger RNA. RefSeq lists its product as uncharacterized. Bases 1 to 1104 code for a protein of 367 amino acids. The record is from RefSeq and is a predicted model, not a curated record. The transcript has 3 exons.
AUGGCCGGUGUUGUCCGACAACCUAUCGAUGUGCCCGCCUUGGAGCGGUAUCUCAACCAGAAUGUCCCGAGCGUAAAAACGCCAGUGGAUGUGAAACAGUUCGGCUUCGGUCAAUCGAAUCCAACCUAUCUGCUUACCGCAGCCGAUGGGCAAAAAUGUGUCAUGCGGAAGAAACCCCCAGGAAAACUGCUCUCGAAAACUGCCCAUCGGGUAGAGAGAGAAUACCAAAUCAUUCACGCACUCGAACAGACAGACGUACCAGUUCCCCGGACCAUUUGUCUGUGUGAAGAUGACAGCGUUAUCGGCACAGCGUUCUAUAUCAUGGAAUUCCUCGACGGACGACAUUUUGUCGACCCUGCUAUCCCUGGUGUUGACGCCCAAGAAAGAAACGCAAUAUGGAAAGACGCAGUCCGCACCCUCGCCAAAUUCCACCGCGUGAACCCCAAGUCAAUCGGCAUGGGAGGCUUUGGGCGACCCGACGGCUUCUACGAUCGCCAAAUCAAUACCUUCACCACCAUCUCUCAGACGCAAGCCAAGGUCGUAGAUGUCGACACCAAGAUCCCAGUCGGUGAAAUCCCGCACUUUGGCGAAAUGGUGCGUUUUUUCUCCACAAAGGCAACCCAACCGCAGGACCGCGCCACUUUCGUCCACGGCGACUACAAAAUCGACAACAUGAUCUUCCACAAAACUGAGCCCCGCGUCAUUGGCGUCCUCGAUUGGGAAAUGGCCACCAUCGGCCACCCGCUCUCGGACCUCUGUAACCUCACUAGUCCUUAUGUGCACGUUGGCACUGCCCCGAGUGUCUCUGAUGCUGUUCAUUUCUCUCCUGACACUGUCCCUGGUCUGCCUAAACGCGAUGACGUGAUUGGGUGGUAUAGCGAGGUUGCUGGAUGGGACCCUCGGGGUGAGUUGACGUGGGGCGACGCUUUCCAUGGCUUCAGGGGCUCUGUGAUUAUGCAGGGUAUUGCAGCGCGGUAUGCACUGAGGCAGGCAAGCAGUUCCCGGGCCAGUGAUUAUGGUAAACAGAUGAGACCGUUUGCCUUACUGGCAUGGGAGAGGGUGAAGAAGUUGCAGGAGGAGGCAGAUCGUAAGGCGAGGCUUUGA